AUGAAUAUGCAUGAAAUAAAAGGACCAACAGAAGAUUUACAAGAACAAUUGAAUAUUGCUACAGAAGAAAUUCAAAGUUUACGACAACAAUUAACUUAUCUUCUUGAUUUAACCAAAAAUGCUUGGCAUGGUGAUGAAACAGCUAUUAAUCAUUUAACUGAACUCAUUGGUAUUGAUGCUGAAAUUGAACAAAAUGCCUUGAGUAAAAAGAAAACAGUGGCACCUUCUUCGGCAAAGAAAAAAGUAACAAUUGCUAUUAAUGAUGAAAUUUUAUCGACCGAAGCACGAAGUACUACAAAUUCAACAAAUCAUGAACAUAAACAAACAAAUGUUCAAGCAACUGCACGAAAUACAUAUCUUCAACCAUUUCUUAAACAAAAUCAUAUUGAUCCAAUACGAGAACAAAAUUAUAAAAAAAUUUUUAGUAAUAUAUUACGCUAUCGUCAAAAUGAAAUACGUAAUCAACCAAGUAUUCCAAAUAGAAUACCAUCAGCAACUGUUCGGCCACGUGCAACAAAACAUCUCUAUCAAUCAGCAUCUCCUGAUCAUGUUGUACGUCAUCUUGGUAGUUCAUUAGGUCGUACAAAACCUUAUUUUGUUUUUGCUGGAAAAGAAUUUUUUCAACAAACAACCAGUACUAUGCCAUUACAUGAAAAAAAUGGAUCACAUCAAUCAGAGCAAUCUGAUACGUCUGAAGAUUUAGAAGCUGUAGCAUCAUCAAGAGCUGAACCAGUUAUUGCACGUCCACAAACAGCCAGAUCUCUUCCACAAUCAUCAAUACUUCGUUCAAGAAAUGCUGAUUAUCCUGGAAGAAUAUCGUCUGCUACAAGUAAUGGAUCAAAUACAACAGUGACACCGUUUAGUGAACGUGAUCGACGUGAUGCUAUGCGACUUCAACGACAACUUAAUUUACCACGACAAGGUUGGCUAAAUCAACAUUUUUGA
This is a messenger RNA of Adineta steineri, 945 nucleotides long. Lineage: Eukaryota; Metazoa; Rotifera; Eurotatoria; Adinetida; Adinetidae. The record is from the annotation of a GenBank genome assembly.